Penaeus monodon (black tiger shrimp) is the source of this 669-nucleotide messenger RNA. RefSeq lists its product as uncharacterized. The record is from RefSeq and is a predicted model, not a curated record. NCBI's taxonomy places the organism in Eukaryota, Metazoa, Arthropoda, Malacostraca, Decapoda, Penaeidae. The coding region runs from base 1 to 669 and encodes 222 amino acids. The transcript has 5 exons.
AUGCCUCAGCAACGUCUCGAACCACUCCUCCACCUCGACGAUCGUGUAACUGAAGAUGAUGUAGGUGAUUCACUGAGUUAUGUAGGUGAUUAUGUAGGUGAUUCACUGAGUUAUGUAGGUGAUUCACUGAGUUAUGUAGGUGAUUAUGUAGGUGAUUCACUGAGUUAUGUAGGUGAUUAUGUAGGUGAUUCACUGAGUUGUUAUUCCUUCUCAUUAGAUGAUGUAGGUGAUUCACUGAGUUAUGUAGGUGAUUAUGUAGGUGAUUCACUGAGUUAUGUAGGUGAUUAUGUAGGUGAUUCACUGAGUUAUGUAGGUGAUUCACUGAGUUAUGUAGGUGAUUCACUGAGUUAUGUAGAUGAUGUAGGUGAUUCACUGAGUUAUGUAGGUGAUUAUGUAGGUGAUUCACUGAGUUAUGUAGGUGAUUAUGUAGGUGAUUCACUGAGUUAUGUAGGUGAUUAUGUAGGUGAUUCACUGAGUUAUGUAGGUGAUUAUGUAGGUGAUUCACUGAGUUAUGUAGGUGAUUAUGUAGGUGAUUCACUGAGUUAUGUAGGUGAUUAUGUAGGUGAUUCACUGAGUUAUCGAUGGAAAGAUCUUGUCACUAGGUCAAGCGAGGUCUGGGAAUGUGUGCAGAAGGCGGGGCUGUCGGGGGAAUUCGAUAUCAGUGGUUGA